This is a messenger RNA of Ceratosolen solmsi marchali, 1878 nucleotides long. RefSeq names its product homeobox protein C15 (gene C15). The transcript has 3 exons. Gene Ontology annotation, biological process: regulation of transcription by RNA polymerase II; animal organ development. Gene Ontology annotation, cellular component: nucleus. Gene Ontology annotation, molecular function: RNA polymerase II cis-regulatory region sequence-specific DNA binding; DNA-binding transcription factor activity, RNA polymerase II-specific. NCBI's taxonomy places the organism in Eukaryota, Metazoa, Arthropoda, Insecta, Hymenoptera, Agaonidae. The record is from RefSeq and is a predicted model, not a curated record. The coding region runs from base 178 to 1272 and encodes 364 amino acids.
AGGACUCUGCGUGCACCAAGUCAAAGUAUCGAAACGCGCGUGACCGCGAUAUGCCCUGCCAGCGGGUCGCGGGCAUUCGGUGAGGCCGUUGCCGUGCCAGGAUGAGGAGCACCUAGGUCGCGCACUAGGUGACUCCCCCUCCCCACUAACCAGCCGCCGCCCCAACACCCCUCUAGGAUGUCGGACCGCGGCGAGGGCAGCGAGCCCGAGCCGUCGGAGGAGAUCAACGUCGACGACUCGGACUCGCGCGGGCAGCGCUCGGAGUGCUCGGGCUCGCCGCCCCCGCCAGCACCGCGCAAGGUGCCACCGAGCCAUCCAUUCAGCAUAAGCCGCCUCCUGGCGGAUAGUAGCAAGAGGAGCCCCUUGGAGGAGGAGCUCGAGCCUCGCAGGCCCGGCUGGUGCUGGGAUGUCGAGGCGGGGGGAGGCCCGCGUGGCUCCGAGGAGGGUCGCCGUUCCUGGGGCCCAGAGGCCGAGGAUACGAAAUCCUCGAGCAAGGACGACGAGGACACGGGCAGUACGCCCGAGGCACAGCCGUGUCAGGCGACCCUCCAGCCAGCGGACCUCCUCGCGCCCUUCCGGCUCUUCCCCGGCGCAUCGGGCCUCGUAUACUCGAACGGGGUGAUACGCGUGCCGGCGCACCGACCCCCUGGCACCCAGGGCCUCCUGCCUCCCUGGGGCCUCCAACCGAUGAGCCUCAGCCAGCAGCAGCAGGCGGCGGCCGCGGGUUUACAGACAGCGCGUUUUCUCGCCAACCUGGCGACCCAUCCACUGCAGGCCCAUCCGCACCUCAAGGACAGGCUAGCCGUAGCUGGGAGCUUUCCUCGGCGAAUUGGACAUCCUUAUCAGAACAGAACGCCACCAAAGCGCAAGAAGCCGCGUACGAGCUUCACGCGCUUGCAAAUUGCCGAGCUCGAGAAGCGCUUUCACAAGCAAAAAUACCUCGCCUCGGCGGAACGAGCAGCCCUCGCCAAAUCCCUCAAGAUGACCGACGCCCAGGUGAAGACGUGGUUUCAGAACCGACGCACCAAGUGGAGGCGUCAAACGGCCGAAGAACGAGAAGCUGAACGACAGGCGGCGAAUCGUCUUAUGCUGUCGUUACAAGCGGAGGCUCUGGGUAAGGUUGGAUACCCAACGCAGGUGGCGAAUCACGCCUCCGGAGCCGCGGUUCCAAGUCUCGAGAGUCAACCCGCACCACAACCAUUGACUCAUUCCGUGAGUCAAUGGGCAUCGCCCUACGGACCGCCGCAACCACUCGCUGAUCCCAUUUGCUAGACUCGAUAACCAUUUUAUAUUCCAUCCAAAUAUCUAUGUAAUACUGAAGCAAGCUCACUUUCGGAAAAAUAUCAUUAUUUGUUCAUCUCUAUGAAUUCGUUUGCUCGGCCAUCAUGGUAAAAACCGUACUUGCCUCCUAAUUCGAUUGCCCCUCUAGCUUCGAGUAACUUCACGAAAUUCACAAAUAGUAGAAUGCAAAUUACGUGCAAUGAAGAUAUUAUGAUAUGCGACUGUACUUAAAUGGAAGCUAAUGUAAAUAGAUUCAUAUCUUGGGAAGUAGCGAGACUUUGAGUAAAAAUUAAUUUAAGAAUUUUGAGCGCCUCUUGAAACACCUAAGAAUUUAAAACAUCCAGUAUAAGACAUAUCUUGUAAAUAUUGACAGAGCGACGGCAAAAAAAUUUCAUUUUAUAUUUGCUGCAUAAAAUUGUAUGAUUGUAUGUCCUAAUUCAACCUGACGAAACUUGUAAAUAUUAAUUGAAUUCGAUGCUAAUUGAUAAACAUAGCAUUACCAAAAAUACUAAAAUAUCAUCGGUAUGUUAUUAUCAAGAGAAUAAAUGAAGCUUGACUUUACUCUAAGAAUAAUUGUACUUAAAUCUAGUAAGCUAU